Messenger RNA from Clarias gariepinus (North African catfish), 6508 nucleotides. Its product is annotated as rho GTPase-activating protein 6. The record is from RefSeq and is a predicted model, not a curated record. The transcript has 13 exons. Gene Ontology annotation, biological process: signal transduction. The coding region runs from base 213 to 2804 and encodes 863 amino acids. NCBI's taxonomy places the organism in Eukaryota, Metazoa, Chordata, Actinopteri, Siluriformes, Clariidae.
GAUCCCGAGCAGAAAGGCGGACAGCGCGUGUUUUUCCCCCUCCUUAAUACAAUUAACACGCAUGCUUGGAAUAUUAGGGUAGUAUGUUAUUAAUAUAAAACAGCGAUGUAGCUUUUCUCACCAUGGGGAACGCGUGAGAUUUUUUUGGGAGACCUGUGAGUAAAUAAAAAAAAAAGAGAGAGAGAAAGAGAGAGAGAGAGAAAGACGCGACCAUGGCGUCGGCGCAGGGGCUCCUCCACAGCGUGUUCUCCUGCUCGUCCCCGGCUUCGAGGAGCAUCACCAAGCGGAGACUGCGCCAAACCCGGAGCUUAGACCCGGCGAUCAUCCGGAACUGCGACGCCGAGUCGGACUUGACGCGCGCUGAGCUCGAGCGAGGAGCCGAGGAGGAGGCGGUCGCGUCCCAAUCCGAUCUUCAGCCGCACUCCAAACUCACCACGGCGCAUCAUCUGCUGUCUCCGUCGCUCUCCAGUCCUGCUACGCCUUUCGACACGUCCCCGUCCUCGAGCUUCCACUUCGACUAUGACUUCAAAAGCGGGAAAAGGAACACGGCUUGGGAUUUGCCCCUGUUCGCCAAUUCGGGCUCCUCAGGCACCAUCUUUUCCCCGAGAAGGUGGCUGCAGAGGAAAGCGCAGCACAGCGCUGCUCACGAGUACGUCGUCUGGAGGAGUGAGGGUGAUUUCACAUGGAACAGCCUGUCUGGGAGGAGUGUACGUCUCAAACCGGUGCCUAUUCAGAGCCUGUCUGAGCUGGAGAGAGCCAGACUACAGGAGGUUGCCUACAACCGCCUCCACCAGGACUAUGACCUGGGUUGCCAGAUCACCAUUCCUAAAGAUUGCCAGAAGAGGAAGAAGUCACUGCGGAGGAAGCUGGACUCCUUAGCCAAGGAAAAGAACAAAGACAAAGAAAACGCACCGCAGGCAUUCGGCAUCUCCUUAUCACAGGUGAUCACCAACGACCGGACCCAGCGUCAGCGUCAAGAAGGUCAGAGGGAAGAGCAGAGAGACACGAGCGACCUGGUUUCGUCCAUCCUGCAGUUUGCGACGCGUCGGCCCACUAAGGAGUUUUCCAGCAGCAACUCAUCACUCAGCUCAACCUCGGAGACGGCCAACGAGUCCACUUCAUCCAACACGCCUGAAGCAGCACCCCGUGCUCGCAGGAGGGGUGGCAUGUCCGUGGACUCCAUCACGGAUUUGGACGACUCCCAGUCACGUCUGCUGGAGGCGCUGCAGCUCUCGCUGCCGGCUGAGGCGGCCAGCAAGAAGGAGAAGCAGCAGGACAAGAGGCUUAGCCUGAACCCCAUCUACAGGCAGGUGCCACGCGUGCUGGACAGCUGCUGCCAGCACCUUGAGAAGUAUGGUUUACAGACGGUGGGGAUCUUUCGAGUGGGCAGCUCGAAGAAAAGAGUGAGGCAGCUGCGGGAGGAGUUUGAUCGCGGUAUGGACGUGCAGCUGGAUGAGGAACACAGUGUCCAUGACGUGGCGGCGCUUCUGAAGGAAUUCCUCCGGGACAUGGCGGACCCACUGCUCACCAAAGAGCUGUACACAGCAUUCAUUAACACCACAUUGCUGGACGCAGAAGACCAGCAGCUAGUCACCCAGCUUCUCGUGUACCUGCUGCCACCUUGUAACAGCGACACCCUACAGCGGCUGCUGGAGUUCCUGCACAUCGUGGCUCAGCACGCUCAAAAUUCAUAUGACAAAGAUGGACAGGAGGUUACAGGGAACAAGAUGACAUCACUCAACUUGGCCACGAUCUUUGGGCCGAACCUGCUUCACAAGCAGAAGAGCUCAGAUAAAGAGUUCAGCGUGCAGAGUUCGGCCCGGGCCGAGGAGUCCACGACCGUCAUCGCUGUGGUACAGAGGAUGAUCGCAAACUAUGAGGAGCUGUUCAUGGUGUCUCCAGACUUGCAGAACGAGGUACUGAUGAGCUUGCUGGAGACGGAUCCUGACGUAGUGGACUACCUCUUACGACGCAAGGACUCCCAAAGUCCCGACUUGUUAAAUUCCGAGGCGUCCCUCUCUCUGAGCGAGUGCCGAUCAUCCAGCGACUCCAACAAGGCAUCCAGCGGCGAAGUCUCGCCCUACGACAACAACUCACCUGUGCUGUCCGAGAGGAGAGGAGGAGACCUGGCCAAAGACAGCGAGGUCCAUUCCGGACGAGUUCUCAGCGCAGAGCGACUUUUCUGCGUCCCAGAACAGUACAGCCUGGUUGGACAAGUGACGGGACGCAGCAGGGACACUGUUUCAAACAUCUGGUCUCCGACAAAGGAGGACCGUGCGAACAUCUGGGGUGCAUGGCACACAACACUGAAGCCAGGAAUGCAAGAACAUACCUAUGCAGGUUCCUGUGGCAACAUAUCAGACGGAAGCUCACGCAGCUCCAGGGAUGGAAUCGACGAUCGGUCCCCACCAGCCGUCAGCACCCUGACACAUGCGUGUCUCAACCUGAACAUUAAACCCAACGGCCAGUUGGUAUCCAGCAGCUUAGAGGACCUUCCAGUCAGCAGCAGCAGCCAUAGCACGCAUAGCCCCACCCUUUACCCAAAACCGGGCAAUAGGAAUGAAGCACGUCCUCCUCCACCACCGUACAGACACUCAAGAUCGUCAUCGUCCAAUUCUAUCGCGUCACAGUCUCAGCAGCAACCCCAGCAGCUCGGGAAGACGGGCAACAAGAACUCAUCUUCACCGACCGACACGCUGAUGCCCACGAGCUCAGAAUGGCAAGACUGGCAGAGGGACAGGUGGCACAUCUGGCAGCUGCUGUCUUCAGACAAUGCUGACACGCUACCUGAGACACUCGUGUGACGCUUCAUGAAGUUUAGCAAUUCAGUGUGUUUAUACAGUAUACAGAAGCCAUUGCCUUAUGUGUUGUAUGUACAGACCGGUUUGGGGGGGGGGGUGCUUCCCGUUGUUCGCUGCAGGAGGGUGGAGCUAUACUGAGGAGUCGCACUGUGGAAACCCAAAGAGGUCCAAGAAAGAUUCUAGGCAGCAAACUUCAGCUCAGCAACCCGACAGUGCAAUCGGUAUGGGAUCAGCUCCAUUGGAACAAAAAAGGUUUCUACUUUGAAAUGCACUGUUGGAACCUGUCACAGUUCUUUUUGUCACUUUCCCGUUUUAAGCACCAAUUUGGGAAGCCAGCAUGACGGGCUCUAAACCAGGUACCUUAAAUUGCCAAACAAACCAACUAAAGCUAAACUGUCAGAUCAUUACAUCAUCGACAGUAUAUACAGUAUAUGGACAGAUUGUAAAAUACGCUAUACUCAAAUUAUUACAUAACUGCUGUGUAUGUCAGCUUACAGUUGUUUUUUCUUUUUUGUAAAAAAAAAAAAAACUAUAUGAAACAAAACAAACAAAAAAAAAUUGUUGAAUGUUUGCACUGAAACAUAUGACAUGGGGUAGAACUUACCUUUCCAGGCUCAGCUCCUUUUUGUAAAUACACCAUAAGGAUAUUGCCAAAAAGCUGCUAAAUCAAAUGUAUACUAAAUGAUUCGAUCUUACCUCCAGCACGACGACUAUACCAGGACUUAUGGAAUGCCAUUUUGUAUUCAUUAUAGACAUAAAAAUUUAAAAUGCAGCCAUUAACAUCUGGACCACACAUCCCUCUCUUUAAUGUAUUUAUAAUGAGUCUCAAAUACUGUAUGAGAACCCAUUCUAAUAAUGGUUUGUCAGACUGUGUUUACCCAUAAUGCACUGCAAGAGUAAGACAGUUUGAACUGCAAGUUUACAAAGAACCGGUCGGAAUGAUUGCGUAACAACGUAUAUAGAAUGAUUUUAUUUUUUUAUAUUUUGAAUGAGUUUUUAAUUAGUUAACCCUACGCACCACCCCCAGGUGGUUACCUGGUGUAACUACUGUACGAAAUAUUCUCCAUUGAUGCAAUUUACAUCUUUUAAGUUCAGGUUACUAUCUAACCCUAGAAAAAGAAAGCAAAACUAAAAAUAUAACUCUUAAUAAUAACUCUUCAGUAAAAUGCGUGCGUUUCGUCUCUACCGUCUGUUUCUACAGCACUUAAAGGAGGUACACGUUCCCUCAGAUGGAUUUGUUUUUUAAGCUUUAACUGACAACCUGCUUUUCUGGAAUAAAUGGUGCCUUCACACUUACAAGAGCAGAAAUGCAUUUUGCUAAUUCAGCAGGUUGCUGGAAUACUAGUAAGAAAUUAAUUUUUUUAUCCAUCCAUCCAAUCCAAUUUUAUCCAAUCUAUCUAAUCUUUUCCAUUGAUUGGUUCCUAUUGCACCCUCUGGCUCAGAAGAAGCAAAAGCUUUUUUACACAAUUUACUGAUAUCUUAUGGCAUCUUGUGUACCUUUACUCUUUUUUCCAUUUAGUGUAUAUUUAAAAAAACAACAACAUUAAAAUAACAUGACAAUGUCUGUAAAAUUAGCGUUAAAACCUUAAAUUGAUAAAAUGUUACAAAUUCAUAUUUGAUUCAAAAUCCCAUCUUUCAAAAUAGCGUAUUUAAUCGAAUUCAGUCGUUAUGAAACAAACUUUACUCUUUGAAAAAAUCCUUUUGAUGUGCCAUCUGUGUCAAAUUCGUUUGCCACUCCCUACACCUAAACAUACAGGGACGUUCAAGCCAAACCGGGACUUGUGAUGAAAUUUCUUUGCGCAAGGAGGUGUAAAACCUAUUAGGAUUUCCUAAAGACUUCGAGGACAGUACGGAUGUGAAAAUCUUAGCAGCAUUUUUAAUGGUGCAGGCGUUUUAAAGAACAUUCGCACAUUUGGCACGCAAACAUUCAAUAACACCGUACUGAAACAUCGGCUGGGAGUUAUUGCCACAGCCCCUGUAAAGUCCUGACCCGACUCAAUCGCUUCAAGCCAUUUCCACAUGUUUGUGCCAUUAAAGGAGUUCCCGGUAUCGGUAGUCCGAUCAUGGCGCCGUCGUGCUGAGAAAAUGUUCAUGGGACCGUGAUGGUAUUCAGGCACUAGUGGGUUAACUCGGGGAUAAGUGUUUAAGUGUAUCAUGGGAUUAUAUAAAGAAAUAAAGGUAGUUUUGACUGUGUUUUGGUACAGUACAAUCAGAAGUCCCGGUUUGACUCGAACAGCCAGCCCGUAAACCUGCAUCAUUUUUAAACUCCCUACGCAUUAAUUCCCUCUUAGCCUUUUCAUUAUUUCUAGCUGUACAGUAUUUUAUAAAUCAAUAUUAAUGCAAAUUGUCCAUUAUUGUAUAUUGUGAGCAAGCCCAGUGUCAUUGCCUUUUGGUAGAGUAAAAGUUUUAAAUAAGCAUUAUUUAUUUGUAUUGAUCCAUUUUGCACACUGUAUUCUUCCUUAUAUUUUAUCACAUUUUUUUUACCCCUUAGACCAUACAAACAUUGUUGAUGCUAAUAAGAUAAAGCAGUAGCAGACCAAAGUAGCAUCCGGCUACAGAGAUGCUGACUUAAAUCAUUUUGAGAUGUUUUCAAUCAAAUCGACGUUUAUAGUCAAAAUUCCAAAGAGGAAAAAAAAAAUGUCAGCAUGAGUUAGGACGAUCAUUACUCUUAUUUACUUAAAGAAAUAUUCUUUACCGGCGCAUGAUUGGCAAGUUGGAUGUGGAAGCAUCGCGAGCAUUUCUCAUCAUUUUAUUCAGAUAUGCGUUAAGUAAGCACAACGGGAUUCAGAUCUCAGACGUACAGAGUUGAGGGCUAAUUGCAGAGCCGCAGCUCUGACCUUGAAUUUAUGUCGCUUUUCUUGCAUGAGAUCAUUCUCGAGACUGAGGCGGGGACCUUGAGGAGCUACAUGCAUGCAAUUUUAAUUAGCGGAUAAUCUCAAAAAAGAAUAUCGAACCUGGAAAAUCAACUUAUGGUUUAAUUAUCAGGAAAUCAAGGCAUGAAUUUUUUUUAAGACUUGAGUCACCAAAUCUUAAUCUGGACUAUGAAUUACAGUCACAUUUGUGUGUUUCUAAAUUCCUAAUUAUAUUAUAAUUAAUCUUUAAUCUGAUCAUUUUUCCCAUUUAAUAGGUUUCAAGUUACAAUAACUCAAUGCAACGGCUACUUAACUUUUAAUCUUAUUGUUGUGUAGAAUUUUAUCCAGUUUUAGGCUUCAACUUGCUUAAUAGAGUUUAUUCUCUGGUAUAUUAAAAAAAAAAUACCAAUUGCUGUUUGAGGGUAAAAAAGUGUUAGAUCUUAAAAAAAACAACAACAUAGAAACCCAAAGAAUUGUCUGUCAUAAUGCAAAUUCAUUCAGAUCUUUAGUCACUUCGCAUUUCUACAGCAGCGCGAUUGUGUCGGUUUUAUUGUGAAUUUUACUAAUGGUUGUGUCAAUGUGGGAGAAAUCUCAAAUUAUUGUUAUUUUUUUAAAAUUUGGUAAGUAUUUAUGUCAUUAUUUUGUAAUCCAUGACCCAAAUAUAAAGGUAUGUGUUGGUAUUUUAUUAUUAGGAUUGUAAUAAGGAAUCAUUUGUACUUCACGCAGAAAAAGCUUUUUGUAUGGUCUGACAUUUGCUGUGAAGCUUGCCUUGGUAUUUUAUGUACUUUUUCAAAAUCUCUUCUUUUUUUUUUCCCAAGCAAGUCUCAUGAAAAUAAAUGAGAAUGCAAAUUUUAA